UUUUUACGCGACAUUUUAAGGAUAAGCGCAUGUGCGCAUUUCACUUAACGAAAUUCGUAAGAGUGGCACAUAAAAACCAAGUGUAGUAUAAUAGGUGUAUAAAUAUUCCAAAAUAAUUGCAAAGUACUAUGGACGCCCAGUUAAUUACAAGUUUAUUUCAGCAUACUUUGGAUCCUUCUCCAGAUACAAGAGCUCAGGCUGAAGCUCAGUUGCAAGAGUUUUCAAGAUGUCCGGGUUUUUUACCUGUUAUAUUACAGAUGGUCAUGUCAUCAGAUAUUCAUAUUUCAAUCAGACAAGCUGCUGUAAUAUACUUAAAGAAUAUGACUGGAAAAUUCUGGAGAGAUCGUGACAUUAAUCAAAUUCAUGGGGAACAAUUGUUUGUUAUACCUGAUGCAGAUAAAUCUUUUAUUCGUGAUAAAAUUGUUGAGUCUGUUAUUGAAGCAUCAGAAUUAAUUCGAAUUCAACUCACAGUUAGUGUUUAUGAGAUUCUCUCUUGUGAUUUCCCUGAGAAAUGGCCAGAUAUUUGCCACAAGUUAAACACCUACUUGACAUCUGACAUUAGAUCAACAUGGCUGGGCGCUUUACUUGUGUUAUAUCAAAUUGUUAAGAAAUACGAAUACAAAAAGCAAGAAGAUAGAGGACCUAUAGACAGUGUCAUGGAGGUUUUCCUACCUAUACUUCAUAGUAGGUGCACAUCAUUGGUUAAGGAAGAUACAGCUGAUUCUUAUCUUUUGCUAACUAUUGUGUUCAAAAUUUUUCGCUCUCUUAUACAGUUACAUUUACCUUUGAAUUUGAUAAAUCAAAAUAAUUUUCCCCAGUGGAUGGGUCUAUUCAAAGUAGUUUUGGAGAAGCCAGUACCUUCUGAUGUUCAAGUAGAUGACGAUGAAAGGCCACAGUUAUCAUGGUGGAAGGCAAAGAAAUGGGCACUUACAAUUAUUUUUAAGGUUUUUGAAAGGUAUGGUUGUCCAGGAUCAGAAGAAAAAAUAUAUGCUGAGUUUGCAGAUUUUUAUGACAAAAAUUACUCCGAACAAAUCACUGGAAUAAUGCUCAAAAUUUUAAAUCAACACAGAAGUAAAGAAUACAUUGCUCCUAGGGUACUACAACAAGCAAUUAACUAUUUAGCUCAAGGGGUUCACAAUGCAAGGUCAUGGAAAGUUGUUAAGCCUCAUUUUUCGGAACUUUUUAAAGAAAUCUUGUUUCCUUUAAUGUGCCACUCAGACGAAGAUGAAGCCCUUUGGCUUGAUGACCCACAGGAAUACAUCAGAGUAAAAUAUGAUGUCUUUGAGGACUUCCUAUACUUCUCACCACAUGCAGCUGCAAAGUUAUACCUUAAAGAAGCUGUUAAAAAAAGAAAAAACGUAAUUCAAAUUGUAAUAGAAUUUACGAUGCAAGUUUUUAAUAUGGAUGCAAGUACACGUGAUCCUAAAUUUAAAGACGGAGCAUUGCAUGUUGUUGGUUCUCUUGCUGAAACUCUACAAAAGAAAAAAGCAUACAAGAAUCACAUGGAAAGUGUCUUAAGCGCACAUGUAUUGCCCGAGUUUCACAGUCCACAUGGAUUUUUACGAGCUCGUGCUUGUUGGGUUGUACAGCAAUUCGCAAUUAUUGGUUUUAAAGAUGAUAAUGUUCUUGCCCAGACCAUUCAAAGUAUUUUACAGUGUUUAACUGAUAAAGACUUACCUGUCCAAGUUGAAGCUGGAAUUGCUAUUAGGCAAAUUGUUGACAAACAAGAGGAAAAAGCUAAUGAUAUGUUGCGACCUCAUGUUCGAGAAUUAGUUCAGCAGAUUCUUAGAAUCUUAAGAGAAAGUGAAAAUGAUGAAUUGACAGGAACUGUUUCAAUUCUGGUUCAAAACUUUGCUGAAGAAGUUUCCUCUAUCUCUGUUGAAUUAGUGAAAACAUUGGCCGAAACCUUUAACAGUCUGGUAGAGAGUGAAGAAGAUUAUGACAGUAAAUCUGUCACAGCGAUGGGUAUUCUAGAAACUAUAGAAAUUGUUGUUGGUGAACUUGAUGGCUCUCCUGAGAUUAUGUCACAGUUAGAACUACAAGUCAUAAGUUUGAUUCAAGGUGUCUUACAGAAAGAGCUAAUGGAGUACUAUGAAGAAGUGUUUUCCUUAAUCACUGAAUGUACAGCAAUUCAAAUUUCCAACACCAUGUGGAAUAUGUUGUUUCUGCUUUAUGAAACCUUUCACAGGGAUGCAUCUGACUAUUUUACUGAAAUGAUGCCUUGUUUGCAUAACUAUGUUACCGUUGACCCAGAAGCAUUUUUGGCUCGACCAAAAUACUGUGAAGCAAUUUUUAACAUGUGUAAUAAGAUGCUUAUUGAGUAUUCAGGAGAAGGAGCACAAUGUCAGGCUGCUAAAUUACUCGAAGUUUGUGUUUUACAAUAUAGAGGAACUUUUGACCAGUGGUUACCGGCAUUCAUUUCUUUGUGUUUGGAACGGCUGACACUUGAGUUAAAAACAAGUGAGCUUAGAGUCAUGUUGUUACAAGUGAUAAUUGCAAGUAUAAUCAGUAAUCCAGUUCUUGUUAUUUCACAUCUGAGUCAUCUCCAAAAUUCAACAUCUCAACAAAAUAUGUUUACACAGUUUUUGUCACAGUGGCUUAGUGAUACCGAUUGUUUUCUUGGCAUGCAUGACAGGAAAGUCUACAUAUUUGGAAUUUGCGUUUUGCUUGCACUUCCUGCAGAUAACCGUCCACCAGUCAUUGAAGAGUUUGCGCCACAGUUUGUGCCUGCAUUGCUUCUUGUUUUUAAUGGGUUAGCUCAUAUGUAUGACAAAAUGGCAAAAGAUGUUGAAGACGAAGAAGAUGACAUUGAUGAUGAUAAUGACAAUGAGUUGAAUGAUUCCGACGAUGAGUAUGACGAGGAAGGACAACAGUAUGUAGAAAGUUUAUUGAAAAAGGAAGGACAAAAAGUUUUUGAUUUUGAUGAUGACGAUGAUGAUGACGUUUGGGCAAACGAGUUAGAUAUGUUUACAACACCUAUUGACGACACACCCUAUGUAGAUGAAUAUAUUACUUUUAAAAGUACAUUCGAAGCUUUACAGAGUAACGAUCCUCGAUUGUUCACAUUACUUACACAGUCAUUGACUGAUGAGCAGAAAGUUAAUGUUCAAGGUAUUAUCAACGAAGGCAUUAAAAACGCUCAUAAGCUCGAGUCGCGCAAGUUAGAUGCUCAAGGCGGUUAUAACUUUGAAAGCGCCGAACUUCCAAGAAACAUCGAAUUCGGUGGUAGUCUUUCUUGAUUGGUUAUAUGGAAAGAAGAAAAAUAAAUGGCUUUUGUAGAUUUAUGUAAAAACCUAAAAAGUUACUCAAGUCCAGUACAAAAUGAAGUUUUCCGUGAAGUCUGUAAAUAUAUAUUUCCAGUAACGUCUAUAAAUAUCAAAUAUCAUUUUUCAAUACCAGUUUUAUGAUUAAAAAUACUUCUAUACAUUUUAAUAGUGGCGAAAUUUUUAAUACAUUAAAAACUUAAUUCAAAGAUGUAAGCUGUUUUUUAAUUUGAAUUUUUUUUUUCUUUUUGACUUUAAUCUGCUUUUUAUGUGGAGUAGAAAUAUUCUAACAUGGGUGAUCGUGGUAACUGUUUGACGUAGAAGAGCGCAGCGCGAAACGUACUUUGUAUUAAGAUUUUCAUCGCGUUAUUAUAAAAACCAAAACAAGAUCACCCUAAGUAUAUAUUACUAUCGAUAACAUUAAAUAUUUUGUAUCGACUAUACAAAAUGUUAAAAAGUAUUUUCUUGCUAGUUGUUUUUGAGAGAAUUGUUUAUAGUGCCCAAAUAUAAUUACAUCAAUUGUCUUGUUCUUUAGAUUUAAAUUGAGUAGUUAAGCCAAUUAAUUAUGGAAAUAGUUUGAAAUUUUGUUACUUGACACAACUUGCGCAAAUUUUUUUUAACUUCAUAUUUGUAUAAAUGGUUGAAUUGCUAAUUGUAUUUAUGGUCUACUGCGGUUAUAAUUCGAUGUUAAAGUGUGAUUCAUUUUUUGUAGAAUUGGUUGUAUUUAGAAAUUGUUCUGCAAAUUUGACUGUACUGAUGUAUUUUUUAAAAAAACCUAAAUGUAUUUGUUUAGAA
This is a messenger RNA of Hydra vulgaris (swiftwater hydra), 4058 nucleotides long. RefSeq names its product importin-7. The record is from RefSeq and is a predicted model, not a curated record. Gene Ontology annotation, molecular function: small GTPase binding. Gene Ontology annotation, biological process: protein import into nucleus. NCBI's taxonomy places the organism in Eukaryota, Metazoa, Cnidaria, Hydrozoa, Anthoathecata, Hydridae. Gene Ontology annotation, cellular component: cytosol; nuclear envelope.